Messenger RNA from Meriones unguiculatus (Mongolian gerbil), 3296 nucleotides. RefSeq names its product coiled-coil domain containing 33 (gene Ccdc33). Gene Ontology annotation, cellular component: peroxisome. The record is from RefSeq and is a predicted model, not a curated record. NCBI's taxonomy places the organism in Eukaryota, Metazoa, Chordata, Mammalia, Rodentia, Muridae.
GGCACUGAGAACAGAAGAGGGUAGGGGCUCAACCUGGAAGUCUGACCCUGGCCGGAGCCAUGAACUUCAGAGGUCCUGACCCCUACCUCCCUGCCUCCCUGUUGAGCCAGAGACUGAAAGCAGAAGAGAAGACACUGGAUCUGGAGUUUGAGAUCUUGAGUGUGGGAUUUAACGAGGAAGGCAGAUACACCCUGAGGCUGUCCGCCGAGAACCCGCUACAGGCAGGCUCCAGUGCUGGGGUGCAGCUGCAAGUCAAUGAUGGGGACCCGCUCCCAGCUUGCUCUGCUGUCACUGAUGUCAUUGAACAGCAGGAUCUUGGACAGAGCCUCACCUUCACAAGGAACAAAUUUAUCUUUACUUUGCCCAAAGGGUUCUGCAAGAACGAUGGGCAGAGUGAUGCCCACCUGCGUGUGGAGGCACUGAGGCUGGACGGAUCCUCGGGACAGGCGGCCCAGAGGGUAGGUGAGGCCAUCUUCCCCAUCUACCCACGACCAGAUGAGCCCCGGAUGAACCUCGCAGCACCAGAGCACGAAGACCUGUACCGCUAUUGCGGCAAUCUGGCUCUUCUCCGAGCCAGCAAGGACCCCACGGCCCGCCACUGUGGGAGCCUGGCCUACAGUGUGGCUUUCCACGUGCACAGGGCCCCUAGGUCCUCUGUCUCAAACUGCCUUCUGGAGCCCAGCCAGCCAGAGCUGACGUCACUACACCCAGAGCUACAGACUUCAUGGGAGGUCCUGAGUGACAAGGCAGAAGUCUUUUCAGUGAGCCUGUCCAGCACCAAAAGUGACCAGGAGAGGUUGAGCUGGGAACCAGGACCCUGGCAGCCUCAGGCUCAGGCUCCAGAAGAACCAAAGGACCCCCCAGAGCCCUCCCAGUAUCUUGACACCAACCACCUGGCUCCCUGUAAUAAGGAGACUGUCAUGGUCACUCUGCAUGGAGCUACCAACCUUCCUACCUGCAAGGAUGGCUCCGAGCCAUGGCCCUACGUGGUGGUAAAAACCACAUCAGAGGAAGCCGACAAACACAGCCCCCAAGCCGUGACCUCUGUGACCUCAGAACCCACCAGAGCCCCCAUGUGGGGGGACACAGUGAAAGUGGAGAUCAAGCCAGAGGAUGCAGGACGAGAAGAUGUGAUCCUCAAGGUGAUUGACAACAGCAAGAAAGAGGAGCUGGUGUCCUUUGAAAUCCCCAUUAAAUACCUGCGCAUCUUCCACCCGUACCACUUUGAGUUAAAAAAGUCUGAGAAAGCUGAUGAAGCCACUGCCAAGACCCGCCUGUAUGCCACUGUGGUUCGGAAGGGCAGCUUACUGCCCUACUACAUUGGACAUGACCAUACAGCUCUGGAGGUCUUUCUUCAUGGAGUCAACAAGCCCCUGGUCAACAACCCCAACCCUAUGGUGGUGAUUGCUCGGGUGGUUCCCAACUACACUGACUUUAAGGCCGGCCAGGCCAGGCGGGACCCUGCCUCUGUAGGGCUGUCCCUCAAUCCUAUUUCCUUCCCUAUCUCAUCGCCAAUGAGCUUUGAUGUGCCUCGGGUCAGCCAGAACGGGUGUCCUCAGUUGUCCAGGCCCGGGGGACCCCCAGAGCAGCCCCUGUGGAACCAGGCCUUCCUCUUCCAAGGCCGAGAUGGAGCCACCAGCUUCUCAGAGGACACAGCGCUGGUGCUGGAGUACUACCCCUCUGCCUCAAUGAAAAGCAGCGAACCAUGGACAUUCCACCAGCCCCUGGGUGUCUCCGUGUUACCACUAAAGCCUCGUCUCUAUCACAAGAUGUUGACAGGAAAAAACUUUAAAGGGCUGUAUGUGGAACAGCUCCCCAUCACUAACACCAACCUAAAAACCAUCAGUGGAGAGACCCCCACCGUGAACCUGUCCCUCCAGUUGCUUUCUUCUGAGAGGCCAGAAAACUUCUUGACACCAAACAACAGCAAGCGUCUACCCACCCUGGACCCCAAUAUUCUGGAUGAGAAUCUGAAUGCCAUCGGUGAGUCCUGGUCCAUGAACUCUGCAGAAUCCUCUAAGCAAGUGGAGGAGCCUCAAGCAUUCCAUGAUGUGGAGAUGAACAAUUACCGGCGGGCCAUGCAGAAGAUGGCAGAGGACAUCCUAGCACUGAGGAAGCAGGCCAACAUCCUGGAGGAGGAGAACCGCAUGCUGAGGAGCCAGCUGACACAGCAGAGCAUAGAAGAAGAGCAGAGCAGAGCUGAGGAGGAGAACCUGGCCGAGUCCAUGAAGCAGAACCUACUGCUGAGUGAACUGGAUAUGAAGAGGCUGCGAGACAGGGUGCAGCACCUGCAGAACGAGCUGAUUCGGAAGAAUGAUCGUGAGAAGGAGUUGCUGCUUCUGUGCCAGGCCCAGCAGCCACAGGCUGCACAGAUACGGAGGUACCAGGACAAGCUGCAGAAGAUGAAGGCCCUGGAGGACACUGUGAGGCACCAGGAAAAGGUGAUUGAGAAGAUGGAGCAGAUAUUGGAAGAAAGGCUCCGGGAGAGGAAGGAGCCAGCCCCAUCAAACAGGCCACAGGAGAAGCCCAAUGUGGCCUUCCCCGUGUUCACAGCCUCUGGCAUUCACCUGGGCCCCACAGGAGAGAACGUGGCUGUUGAUCUUUACUCCAUGCUGCUGGCAGAAAACACGAGGCUGCGGGCAGAGCUGGAAAAGAACCGCCAGCAGCCAGCCCCCAUCAUCCUGCAGCAGCAGGCCCUGCCGGUGGAUCCCAGGGAGCUGGGAGCAGGUGGAGACUUGGCAGAGAGUCUACAAGACACAAAUGGCCCAGGACACUCCAGGUGCACAGAGACCCUGCCAGCACAGGUGGGUGUCCUGGGGGACUGCUCCACUGCCAUGCUGCUUCAGGUACCUGCUGUAUUCAAACUCAAAGUCAAUACUUGGAGUUAUGGUGGCACGAGGGCACGGGAUCUCCUUGGUGGUACUUCAGACAAGUUUAACCUCCUGGCCAAGCUAGAACAAGCUCAAAGUCGGAUCUUGUCCCUGGAAAACCAGCUGGAGGACUCAGCUCGCCGCUGGGCACGAGAGAAGCAAAACUUGGCCAUACGGCUUCAGGAGCAACAACACGGCUUUGGAAACCUGCCAAACCCCAUCAUCACAGAUCAGCCUAAUGCUGGAGCGGCCACGGAUCUCCAGAGGCCCGCCAAACUGGAACCCUCACUGCCCUACUCAGACUUGAAGCUUAAACAGACUCCCAAACUCCCAGACCUAGACCUCUAACCUCGAGAGGCCCUGAGCCUGGGACAGGUCUCCUUCCCCAUGUGCUGGGGAGUCAUCCUCCCCCAAAUAUGUCUUUAA